GUCCUUUCAUGUAAAACGCCAUCUUGGAAAAUACUAGUAAUCCACGCGGUUUUACGCGAAAAUCAUUGCCUUUUCUAAUUAGCUGGCGGGAAAUAUUAGGCUAAAUAGCAAUCAAAUAUGCCAUCUAAUAAUCAACUAGAUCCUAAGGAGAAUGCUCUCUUUAAACGUGUCCUAAAAUGUUACGAGCAGAAACAGUACAAAAAUGGUCUAAAAUUCGCAAAACAAAUUCUCUCGAACCCCAAAUUCUCAGAACAUGGAGAGACUCUUGCUAUGAAAGGUUUGACUUUAAAUUGUUUAGGCAAGAAAGAAGAUGCUUACGACUACGUUAAAAAGGGAUUAAAGAAUGAUUUAAAGAGCCAUGUUUGUUGGCACGUAUACGGUCUUUUGCAGAGGUCAGAUAGAAAGUAUGAGGAAGCUAUCAAGUGUUAUAGAAAUGCUUUGAAAUGGGACAAAGAUAACUUGCAAAUUCUUCGGGAUUUGUCUCUUUUACAAAUUCAAAUGCGAGAUCUAGAGGGAUAUAGGGAAACUCGAUAUCAAUUACUGGUUUUACGUCCGAUUCAACGUGCCUCAUGGAUUGGUUACGCCAUGGCUCAUCACCUACUAAAGAAUUACGAAAUGGCUUUUCAAGUUUUGGAAGAGUUUCGUAAAACUCAAUCCGACGUUAAGCCUUGGGAUUAUGAACACUCGGAAUUACUUUUAUACCAAAAUAACGUGCUGACAGAAGCUGGAAAUCUGCAGGCAGCACUCGAUCAUCUUAAUAAAUACGAAACACAUAUUUUGGAUAAGUUAGUUUUGUUCGAAACCCGAGCCUCUCUACUGCUAAAAUUAGAAAUGUUUGAAGAAGCGGAAAACAUUUACUUGAAACUAAUAGACAGAAAUCCUGAAAACAAAGCUUAUUAUGAAGGAGUUGCAGCUGCAAGGAGAUGUGAAACACCUGAAAGUAAAUUAGCAAUAUAUAAGGAAAUUAAAGAAAAGUAUCCCAGGGCAUCCGUUCCACGAAGAAUGCCCCUAAUAUUUGCUAGUCCGAGCCAAGGUUUCAAGGAAUACGCAGAUGCGUUGUUGAGGCGAUCUUUGCAAAAGGGCAUCCCACCGUUAUUUGUCAUGCUAAAGCCGCUCUAUCAGGACGCUCAAAAAGUGACCAUUUUGGAAGAAUUAAUUCUGCAAUACGCUAAUAAUUUGAAAAGUUGCAAUAAAUUCCAUCAUGACGACGAUGAAACUCAAAAUCCAACCGUAUUAUUAUGGACAUACCAUUUACUAGCUCAACAUUUCGAUCAAAUCGGAGAUACUGUGAAAGCUCUAGAUUACAUAAAUGAAGCUCUUAAUCAUACUGUCACUCUCAUAGAAUUGCUUGUAGUCAAAGCAAAAAUUUUCAAACAUGCUGGCGAUGUUGUUCAAGCUGCAGAGUGUAUGGAUGAAGCACAAAGUUUGGACACUGCUGAUAGAUUCAUUAAUUCUAAGUGUGCCAAAUAUAUGAUUAGAGCUGGAUGGAUGACUAAAGCUGAAGUUAUGUGUGCAAAAUUUACAAGGGAAGGAAUGCCCGCUACCGAAUCACUUAAUGAAAUGCAAUGCAUGUGGUAUCAGAGUGAAUGUGCAGCUUCUUAUAUGAACCAGGGCCGUUAUGGUGAAGCCCUUAAGAAAUGUGUCGAAAUCGAUCGGCACUUUAUGCAAAUUAAUGAUGAUCAAUUUGAUUUUCAUACUUAUUGCAUGAGAAAAAUGACGCUUCGAGCGUAUAUUGAUCUAUUGAGACUUGAAGAUCGUUUGAAAUGUCAUAAGUUUUACGUGAAAACAGCUACUAUAGCUAUAUCUAUUUAUGUUCACUUGCACGAUCACCCUGUAGCUGAUAGGAAACAGAAAGACGACAACGAUUCUGGCUUAUCGGCAUCAGAAUUAAAAAAACGUAAAAAUAAGGAACGAAAAGCGGCUAAGAAGGCUGCUGCUGAGCAAGCAGCUAAAAGAGCUGAAGAAGCGAAAAAAGAACAUAAUAAGAAAUUACCUCCUGCCGAUCCUGAUAUAGACCGAGUUCCAGAAGAAACUUUAGAUCCUGAAAAACUAGAAAGAACAGAGAAGCCUUUGGAUGAAGCAAUAAAAUUCCUAAAACCAUUGCUGAGCUUACGUCCAAACGAUUUGAACACGCAUAUUCUGGCUUUUGAGAUUUAUUUCCGAAGAAGUAAACCCCUACUGAUGCUGCAAGCAAUUAAAAAGGGACUCAGUAUUGAUACCUGUGAUCCUGUUUUGCAUACAUGCGUAAUUAGAUUUUUGAAAUAUGUCGCCAGUACCAAGCACGACAACCCAGCUGUUAAGGAAGUAUUGGAGUCGGAAAUGGCUUCUCUCUUUCCAAACGGUGUUGAUCCAGUUGUAGUCAACAAUAAAUUCUUAGAAAACUACCCAAAGAGUUUACCCCACCUAUUAGCAGCCGCAAAGAUGAUGUUUUUGCUCGAUACAGAGACUGGUGAACGCGCUAGAUCUUUAGUAAUUGGGCUAAAUUCUGAUCUAACCUCUGUUAACAUUAAGUCAUGCACAGAGGUCCUUAAGGCCUUGGAAGGAGAUGAAUUAGGUAAAUGCGAAAAGAUGUAUCAAGACUACAAAGAAUUGUGCCACGAGAAGUUCCCGUUUGCUCGUGCGUUCUUUCCUCCUAAUAAACUAGUUAAUGGUAAUUCAGAGGUGGAAAACGAACCAUAA
Molecule: messenger RNA, 2679 nt
Organism: Dimorphilus gyrociliatus
Lineage: Eukaryota; Metazoa; Annelida; Polychaeta; Dinophilidae
Source: the annotation of a GenBank genome assembly